AUGGAGUUCGCCGAGUACAUUGUACCCAAUCCGAUCGUGGCGCGGGAGCAAGAAUCACUCGAUAACAUCAAACAGUACUACGUCAAGUGCCGCAACCAGGACGAGAAAUUGUGUGAUUACCGUCGGACAAGCGAUCAUUUUCUGUCGUAUGAUGUACGCAAAACGGCCGGUUGGUUGACCGGCAGGACGUCCCAGGAUGGUCACUCGGUAGCGGUACUGUCCGGUGAUCUAACGGUGGAACAACGGUUGGACGCUCUGGAUCGAUUCCGAAAUGGACUAGAGAAGGUACAGAUAAUAACGAACGUUUUGUCCAGGGGUAUCGACGUCGAACAGGUGACCAUUGUCGUCAACUUCGACCUGCCGAUGGAUCAGCAGGGACGAGCCGAUUGCGAAACGUAUCUACAUCGAAUUAGACGUACCGGUAGAUUCGAACGGAAUCACCAUCAACCUAGUGGACAGUGA
Topomyia yanbarensis is the source of this 462-nucleotide messenger RNA. RefSeq names its product DEAD-box helicase Dbp80-like. The transcript is spliced from 4 exons. Gene Ontology annotation, biological process: poly(A)+ mRNA export from nucleus. Gene Ontology annotation, molecular function: RNA binding; RNA helicase activity. Gene Ontology annotation, cellular component: nucleus; cytoplasmic stress granule. The coding region runs from base 1 to 462 and encodes 153 amino acids. The record is from RefSeq and is a predicted model, not a curated record. Lineage: Eukaryota; Metazoa; Arthropoda; Insecta; Diptera; Culicidae.